GAGAGACUUCUUUGCCCAAAUAGUAAAUGUACAUCCACAUACAAUUAAUUAUACGAUUGUGACCACAAACCUUCCUAGCAUAAUAUACAGACAAUACACAAAGAAAUGCACAAAACCCAACAAAUACAGACUCACAAGUUCACCAUUAUCAUGUCCUUGGAUUCUUUUCUUUUCUUUUCUCACUCUCCAAACAGAAAAUUCACAAACCCUCUCUCCCUCAAUCCCCUCUUCCAAGGCCAUGAAGCAUAGAAAACUCUUUCCUUUUUUAACAGACAUUAACCAAACUCAGUGUCCAGAUUUCUGUGACCAAACCUGUCCUUAUGGUUGUUUCCCAUAUCCAACCUUCUAUUUCAUUCCUCCACCACCACCACCACCACCGCCGCCGCCGCCGCCGCUGCCACCACUUUCAACCGAUGAAAUCCAACUAGUCUCGCCAUAUGUGAUCGUCAUAGUUUCUGUUCUUGCCAUCUUCUUCAUUCUCGUAAGCUACUAUUUAAUCAUCGUCAAGUACUGCACCGGUUGGAACCGGGUUAGGCCACCGCCACCAACCCCAUCGGACGGCCAAGAUGAAGAGUUCCUAGAAGAAAACCAUGGGCCACCACCAAUUGAUCACCAUGUCUGGCACAUAUCAACUAUUGGCCUCCAACCAUCGAUCAUUAACUCGAUCACAAUCUUUAAGUACAAGAAAGUCGAUCGUUUGAUCGAAGGUACAGAGUGUUCGGUCUGUUUGAAUGAGUUUCAGGAAGGUGAGACUCUUAGGCUACUACCCAAGUGUAAUCAUGGAUUUCACAUUCCUUGUAUUGACACUUGGUUGAGAUCACACACCAAUUGUCCACUCUGCCGUGCCGGUAUUGUAUCGCACAUUACAAGUACUUCUUCUGCUUCAAAUGGCCAGAGUUCUUUGAAUUUGAAUAGUGAAGAAGGUACCCAGAUGGAGAAUUUAGAGAGUGGUGGUGAAUUGGCCAACAAUUGGGCUAGUGAUUGUGAGGUUUGUGAAAACAGGGCUGAAACAGAGGAUGAAGUUGAAUUACAACAUAUGGUUGAUGAGAGAAAGUUGAAUCCUAAUGAAAUUGGUGUUUUGGAAGAUAAUGAUAUGAUUAUGGAGGAUGAGAUACAACCGGUGAGGCGGUCUGUUUCAAUGGAUUCUUCUUCGGAUGCAACUAUCAGUCUCAAUAUGGCUAACCAUUGUGUGGUUGAAUCGGAAGGAAAUUCAAUUGAUCAAAGAGAGGAUGCACAAAAAUCUGAUUUGGGUCUUGUUGAAAAGCAAGAUUGCACAAAUUCAAGGAGUAGUUCCUCAAUUGCACAAUCUCUUCACAAAUGCCCUGUUGCAAUGAAGAGAUCAUUUUCAUGUGGUGGUAGGUUGUUUUUAUCAAGGCUUAGCCGGAACUCGAGUUCAAUUCUUCCCUUGUGAAUGUGAUAAAUAGCUCAAUGCACGACACAGAUACUGGAAAUCAGAGUGAGGGAAAAGUUUUGUACACAGAAUUCAACUACAGAAUUUAAAAAUAGGCGCAACAUUCAUGCGAGUGCUCUUCCUAUUCUCCUAUGGUUGAAUUCCGUGUACGUAGAAUUGUAUAUAAAAUAUUCUCCUAUGGUUGAAUUCUGUGUACGUAGAAUUAUAUAUAAAAUAAGCAAUGAGAUGCUAAAUCGUGUCCCAAAAAAAUGGAUAGAGCUAUAAAGAGGACUUCGCUUGGGGUUGGGUUUGAUGAGUAUGUGCAAAAUACAGUAUAUAAAAUGCAAAAUGUGGCAACAAUUCGAAGGAAACAGGUAUUGAAAUUUUCUAAGCCAAACUGGCUUUGUAAAGUGAACAGCUUGGUUUGUGCAAUGUUCUAUGAGUUGCAAAUUUCUUGUUGAAUUUAAUAGUAAUAACAAUAAUGCGUAUAUGACUAUAUCCAAACUGUAUUUUGUUUCAACUUUUAAUCAAGUUUCAAGAAUUCUUGAUAUUAUGUUUGUUAGUGUUUUACAUAUAUGAUAUGAUCUCAAAUUACCUCA
This is a messenger RNA of Camellia sinensis, 1989 nucleotides long. RefSeq names its product RING-H2 finger protein ATL54-like. The record is from RefSeq and is a predicted model, not a curated record. Gene Ontology annotation, biological process: protein ubiquitination. Gene Ontology annotation, molecular function: transferase activity. NCBI's taxonomy places the organism in Eukaryota, Viridiplantae, Streptophyta, Magnoliopsida, Ericales, Theaceae.